Osmerus eperlanus (European smelt) is the source of this 2951-nucleotide messenger RNA. RefSeq names its product transmembrane protein 151B. The record is from RefSeq and is a predicted model, not a curated record. Lineage: Eukaryota; Metazoa; Chordata; Actinopteri; Osmeriformes; Osmeridae. Bases 638 to 2479 code for a protein of 613 amino acids. The transcript has 3 exons.
UGUAGGUGAAACGGGAUCUCUAAGGAGACUGCUCGCGAGUAUCUAUCCGGUUGUUUGUUCUUUUUCAGUUCUGAUGUUGUUUACCGACUGACACACAUGGGCUGUGUCAUUUGGCAAACAACGCGCUGAUUAACCGUCCCCGCCUACAUCUACACCUCGUGCAGCCUCGUCUGCUUUCUUUCCGAACGUCUUCCUCACGCGCAUCCAUCCAUCUUUCCUCGCAUCAGCGCUCUCGUGCCUGCCGCCCCCACUGCUAUGAAGGAAACCGUUCCCGUUUCGCCGCAUUCUCACACGUCGCCCCACCUGCGCAUCUCGAGAAUCCCACGGUUUGACACGGCGGAGGUUAAAUAGGUGAAAGCUCUGUUUACCGGGAAAUAUGUUGCUAAGAGAAAAUGUGAGCGAGGAGAAGCGCGCUGGGUGAGAGAAUCAGCGGGACAGGCUCGAGCAGGGGGACGGUAGCCUAAUUCACCGUGAAUAAUGCGCAUUUGCCGCAGGCUCUGGCAUCGUGAAACCGGAUCCCACCUGGCGACGGAUGGGGUGACUCCAGCGCCGGGGAGGUCCCAACCUCCAACCGUUACCGGGGAGGGUCCCCGGUCCCGUUGCUAAGAACGGGCAGCAAGAGGGGGAAAGAAAGAAAAUGCAGUCUGAGGAGACUGCAACCGGACAUGAGCCCAUACUGGACGGACAGGACGGGACAGGGAGAGAACAGCAGCGUCCUGUACAGCAGUCCCUCCCGUCCUCCCUGUGUCGGGAGUCUCACUGGAAGUGUGUCCUGCUGACGCUACUGAUGUCUGCCUGCUUCAGCACGCUGGCCUGGUGCUCCUACUGCCGCAUCCCUGUCCUCUCCCCCUCCUCCCCCUCCUCCCCCUCCUCCCCCUCCUCCCCCUCCUCCUCCUCCGCCGCCGCCUUCUACUAUGACGACUUCCUGCGUGUGGAGCGCCCGUGCGCCAGCGGCUACGUGUACGCCCCCCUGGCGUUCCUGGCCAUGCUGUACGUGCUGUACCUGGUGGAGUGCUGGCACUGCUACGCCCGUGUGGCGGUGCUGGCCCGCGCCGACACGGCCGAGGUGUACGAGCGCGUGCAGCGCCUGCAGCAGGCCACGCCCUGCAUCUGGUGGAAGGCCAUCAGCUACCACUAUGUCAGGAGGACCAGGCAGGUGACGCGCUACCGCAACGGGGACUCCUACACUACCACUCAGGUGUACCACGAGCGCGUCAACACUCACGCCUCCAGCUCAGAGUUCGACUUCACCCGCUACGGCGUCCGCGACGUCUCCAAGCACCUCCAGGGUCUCCAUGACUACCCCGCCGUGCGCCUGCGCUUCACCAAGUGCUUCUCCUUCUCCUCCGCCCGCGCCGAAGCAGCCUACCUCACCCAGAGGGCGCGCUUCUUCGGCGAGAACGAGGGGCUGGACGACUACAUGGAGGCGCGCGAGGGCAUGCACCUGAAGAACGUGGACUUCCGGGAGCACGUCCUGUCGUUCCCCGAGGCGGCGCGCCGGCCCUGGUACUCCAGACACAGGGUGUUCUGGCUGGCCUCCGCCCUCCUACUGUCCUGGCCGCUCAGGGUGGUGUCGGAGCGCCGCACCGCCUACGUCCACUACCACGUGGAGAAGCUGUUCGGGGAGGAGGAGGACGGGGGGGCGGGGGGGGCGGGAGGAGGGGCGGGGGACGGGAGCGAGGCAGGGCCGGAGGGCGGGGGAGGAGGGGCAGACGGGGGGGUGAGCAGGGGGAGCUACAGUGCGAUCUCCAGGGUGAACACGGUCGACAUGACAGAGCUGGAGUGGCACAUCAGGUGCAACCAGCAGAUGGUGCCGUCCUACUCUGAGGCCCUGCUGAUGGACCUGGACCAGGGGGGGGGAGGGGGGGGUGAGACUAGCGCCACCACCGCCUCCUCCACCCCGGGCGCUGGCGUGGUGGGCGGAGUCAUCCCCGGGCCCCUCCCGGCCGUGUUUAGCUCCGCCUACCUGCUCCAGAGCUGCCCGCGCUGUCGGAGGACCACCUCCUCCUCCUCGCUGCCCUCGCGGCUCCGCGCGCCCUCGGGGACCACCGCCAUCCUCAACGCCACGGUGGCCAGCAUGAGGGCCCACGCCCAGGGGGGAGGCGGGGGGGGAGGAGGAGUCGGGGGGAGGCUGGUGCUGAGCCGUAGCGGCUUCUCUCUGGGCCGGCUGGGGGGAGGGGCGAGGCCUGGGAGUCUGUUUCACUCACGCAGCAUGGGGGGAGGACUGGGAGGAAGGGGGGAGGAGGGUGGGGGAGGAGGGGGAGGGUUUCUGGGGUUAGGGUCCAGACAGGAUGACGAAGAGAGCAGAGGAGUGCUGGAAGGAGAGGGGGAGGGGGAGGAGGUGAGGGAGGACGGGGGGGAGAGGGGGGAGGAGGCGAGGGAGGAGGUGGAGAGCCCCCCAGACUACCAGGAAGCCUUCUUCUUCCCGGUGUUGAUCGUCCACGGAGAGGAGAGCUGCCACUCUGGACACGUCCUGUGAUGGACACGUCCUGUGAUGGACAGAACAACAGAGGACAAGGGAGGAAAUAAGAGAGAAUCUGAGAUGAACAUGACAUUCACAGACGGAGAGAGAGAUAGAGAUACUUUCAGCAAAGGAAAGUGAACGCGUAUGGAAUCGUGUGAGCAAGAUGUAAAGGAGAGAGAGAGAAGAGAGGUUUCAGACAAAAAAUAUAUCAAUGUAAAAAAGGAGGUUUAAGACUAGAAACAUUUCAGACAUCUAUGCAAAGAUAAGAGUGGCAGAGAAAGACCAAAUAUAGGAGGAGGAAGAGAGGGAAGAGGAGGGCCUUAGAUGAGAGGAGAGAGAGGGGAGAGGAGAGGAGGAGGACUGAGACAGAAGGAUGGAAGUCGCUUGUCUUCCACGGCUCCGAGAGGAACUCUACAUCGAACUCCAGAGGAGAGAAGAAGAGAGGAGAGAAGGAGAGAGGAGAGAAGGAGAGAAUGAGAGAGGAGAG